GUAGUCGGCUGUGGCCGAGCCUGCUGCGGCGGGGGCGGGGUGACAAGCGCGGGGGCGAAGGGGCCGCUCGCCCCCGUUCCCGGUUGCUGCCCGCAUCCUACCGGGGGGCGCAGGGAGGGCUCCUGGCUGUGGUCGGGGCCGGUAGUACGGUGUGGAGAUGGGGGGGCAGGGGGCCGUUUUUCUCCCUGACGCGCUGUGAGGUGCCCGCCGGGUGACUGCUCGACACCCCCUGGGUCUCCAGCCCCUUCCCCGCUGUGCCGUGCCCGGGGGAGCGUGUGGCCUCCAUCGAAGGGGUGUGGGCUUUAGACCGGCCCGUACCCGCCUCGCGUGGCAGUAGGCCCCCAGAGCGGCGGGCCCGGCUGGCUUCUGGUCCCCUGCUGUCGCCGGGUGCCUCUGCCCACGGGCUCUGCCGGGCUUUGCAGGGCCAAAAGUUAAAAUGUGUGAUGAUGUCCCAGAUAAUUGGCAUAUUGGAGAGAAAUGCCUUGCCCCUUGUCUUGAAAAUGGGAAACUUCAUGAAGGAACAAUAUCCUCUAUUGAAAAGGACAAGAAUGGAAAAUCAUUUGCUGUUGUAUCAUUCUUGGAGUCUGAAGAAAGGAAAAUACUAAUAAAUAAACUUUGUAGAGUUGAAGCCAGUAGAGGAUCCUGGAAAAGCUUAAUAUUUGAUGAUAGUGAUCUGGAAAAGCCUUAUUUUCCUGACCGAAAUCUUCCAUCUCCUGCAGUUGCUUUUGAAUUAUCUGACAAUGGCGAUUUUAUCCCAUAUACAAUUAACAGAUACCUGCGUGAUUAUCAAAGGGAAGGAGCACAGUUUCUGUAUGGACACUAUGCUAAUAAAAGGGGUUGUAUUCUUGGAGAUGAUAUGGGCCUUGGAAAGACAAUACAGGUCAUUUCGUUUUUGGCUGCAGUGUUGCAGAAAAAGGGAACACGUGAAGAUAUUGAAAAUAACAUGCCAGAAUUUUUACUGAGGACAAUGAAAAAAGAAUCAAAGUGUAACCCCAAAAAGAUUUUCCUCAUAGUGGCUCCUCUUUCAGUGCUGUACAACUGGAAGGAUGAGUUAGACACAUGGGGGUACUUUAAGGUCACUGUCUUACAUGGCAGUAAAAAAGAUGAUGACUUGAGUCGCAUCAAGCAAGGGAAAUGUGAAGUUGCCCUUACAACGUAUGAGACACUUCGCCUGUAUUUGGAUGAAUUUAACAGUGUGGAAUGGUCUGCUGUGAUAGUGGAUGAAGCACAUAGAAUAAAGAAUCCAAAGGCUCAAAUAACUCAAACCAUGAAGUCGUUAAAAUGCAGUGUCCGCAUAGGUCUUACUGGAACCAUUCUUCAAAACAAUAUGAAGGAACUUUGGUGUGUAAUGGACUGGGCUGUACCAGGACUUUUGGGUAACAGACUACACUUCAAGAAGAAAUUUUCUGAUCCAGUGGAGCAUGGCCAGAGGCACACUGCGACUAAAAGAGAGCUAGCAACAGGUCGUAAGGCCAUGGUGAAGCUAGCAAGAAAAAUGUCUGGCUGGUUUCUGAGACGUACCAAAGCGCUUAUCAGUCAUCAGUUGCCAAAAAAGGAAGACAGAAUGGUAUACUGCUCCCUGACCGAAUUCCAAAAAGCAGUCUACCAGGCUGUGCUAGAGACAGAGGAUGUAAGCUUAGUAUUACGAGCAGGAGAGCCCUGUAGCUGCAACAGCGGCCGUAAAAGGAAGAACUGUUGUUACAAAGUAAAUGCUCAUGGUGAAACAAUUAAGUCACUGCGCUUCAGUUACCUGACAAUCCUACAGAAGGUUGCAAAUCAUGCUGCACUGCUGCAGACAGACAACACUAGCAAGCAACAAGAAGCACAUAUCAAACGAGUGUGCAACCAGGUAUUUUCCAGUUUUCCAGAUUUUGUGCAGCUAAGCAAAGAUGCAGCCUUUGAAACGAUUUCGGAUCCAAAGUACAGUGGAAAAAUGAAGGUCCUUCAGCAGCUUUUAAAUCACUUCAGAAAAAACAAGGAUAAAGUUCUUCUUUUCUCCUUUUCUACAAAGUUGCUAGAUGUGCUGGAACAAUACUGUAUGGCAUCUGGGCUAGAUUACCGAAGACUUGAUGGAAAUACAAAGUCAGAAGAUAGGAUCAGAAUUGUAAGAGAGUUCAACAGCAUUCAAGAAAUUAACAUAUGUCUGGUAUCUACAAUGGCUGGUGGACUGGGUCUUAAUUUUGUUGGUGCCAAUGUUGUUAUACUGUUUGAUCCCACAUGGAACCCAGCAAAUGAUCUUCAGGCUAUUGACAGAGCUUAUAGGAUUGGCCAAUACAAAGAUGUUAAAGUGUUUAGAUUGAUAUCCUUGGGAACUGUGGAGGAGAUGAUGUACUUGCGACAAGUUUAUAAACAGCAACUUCACUGUGCAGUGGUUGGAAGUGAAAAUGCCAAGCGGUAUUUCGAGGCAGUGCAAGGAUCAAAGGAACAUCAAGGAGAGCUUUUUGGGAUCCAUAACCUUUUCAAACUUAGGACUCAUGGGUCCUGUCUUACAAAAGACAUCCUGGAGAGGGAAGGACAAGUAGAAGCAGGAGUUAUGACAGCAACUACAUGGCUAAAGGAAGAGACUCCUUCAUGCAGCUCAGAAAAGUAUGAGCAACCAGACUGUAAAGAAGAUAGACAGCCCAGAAGUAUUCAAGCGCAAUUAAAGAGAGAAGAAAUGGAUUUUUGUGAUGACUUUAGUGAUGAUGAUGUUCUAGAAACUUCUGUGAAAAAAUGUGACAGAAGGAAGCCUUGCAAUGUAAAUAAUUUAAUGGCAACAAAGAGACAACUUUCCUUAAUGCAGUGUGGAUUCUCUAAGUUGUUGCAGAGAAAAAUUGAAACUACCAAAGAAGAGUCUAAUAAUUAUAACUCUCAUCAUUCAAAUUCUGAUUAUCAAACUAUGAGAAAUGUAAAUAGCAAGCAUAGUGAUUUUCAGAAAUGUCAAAGCCAUGUACCUGCUUUGGAGCAUGGGAAAGCUGUUCAGUCAGCAGAUGGAACUGAUAAACGAGAUACACAUAGUACAAACUGGCUUGUUUUAUCAGACUCUGAGGAGGAAGAGAACAGAGAAAAUGAGGAUCAAUACCUUUUAAAGCAAAGUGAUGUAGUCAUUGAAACUGAAAGGAGUUCUGAAGAGAAUGAUGAUGUCAUCUUUCCUACCCAAGUUCCAGCAUACCAGCAACCAAUGCUUACUAAAAAAGUUGAAGUUUACAGGUCAGCAUCUGAAAAUUGUGAAGAGUUAGCAAAAGAAAAAGAUGGGUUGGUAUUUAAGGGAGACAGUAGGCAACUUAGAUUCCAUAGUACUGAGUCAAAUUUCAGCAAAGUCACGUCUUUUAAAGACAUCAAGAACAGCACAAGAGAUUUGAAAGGGGCAAGUGACAUAAGUGAUGAGUCUGAUGAUAUUGAAAUUUCCCACAAUUCUGAAUCAAGAAAGUUAAGUACUUCCAGCUUUUCAAAAUGGAAAGAAAGACACGCCCAUAAAAAUGGAUUAGGUAGCUUCUCCAAACCUCUGCUACAAUCAAAGAAGCCCAACAGAAAAGAAAAGGAAAAUAACUCUCAGAAUAUAGAUGAAUUUUCAUCCUCUGAAGAUAAUUUACCAGUUGAGAAAAUUUGUGCCAGAAAGCAAAGCUGUAAGUAUAAAAGACGGAGAGGCAGAGUUCAGUUUGGGUCUAAAGUGGUUCAUCUUAUUCAAGAAACCUCUGUUGCACAAACGAAGUCCAGCAAUUCUGCUGUGUGUAGAACCUCUGCAAGUAAAACUGAAUUUGAACAUCAAAAGCAAAAAGUGGAAUCAAUGGACAGAUACUUAGAUGGUGUUCAAGAAGUGGCAUAUAUUCAUUCAAACCAGAAUGUGGUUGGAUCCAGCAAGGCUGAGAAUCGCUUGAGCCGGUGGGCAGUGCGAGACGUAUUUGAGUUGAAGCAGUUUUCCCAGCUCCCUGCUAAUGUAGCAGUCUGUAGUGCCAAGAAAAAUGAAGAAAACCCAGAAGAAGACACAGCAGAGAAGAACAUUAUUAAUGGAGGGCAAGAAAUGUUGACAAACAGUAAGCAACAUCACCUGUAUCUUAUGUAUCCUGUGACCCAGAAAAACAAAAAAGUACACAGAGCAGGUUCAACCACCUUCUUGGUUGGAAAGACACCCAAGGGGAUCUGCAGGAGACAAUUUGAGGAAAUGGUAUCCCACUUUAAUAUGGGAUCAGUGGAAGAACUAGCAGAACAUAUUGCAAAAGCUACAUCAGAAACAAGGCAGAUGAUGUUGAAGGAAUUCUAUGUUUCCAAGCAUCCAGAGAUGGAGUCUUUCUUCCCAGUUGAAAUACCAGCACAAGCUUCACAUGACAAUGAGGAAAGAGAAUUGGGUACAACAUGCUCCAGAAAAAGAAAAUCCAUUGUUAAUUUUGAAAGAUCUAGGUCUAGAUCUUCAUCAGCUAAAGGUCCACUUUUGAGUGGAACUACAGAAACACAGAACCAGCAGAGCCACAAGGGAGAAUCAGAGCAACUUCACAAUGACUCCUACAUGCAAGAUACGUGUGUUGAUGCAAAAUAUAAACAAUCAGCCACUGUUGCUACUCAACAUAUCGAAAGGAGAAACAGUCAGACAUUCAAGGAUUUUAUGGCAUCUGGCUCAUCAAGCAGUAAAUCAGAAAUAAUUGAGGCGCUGUCUGUAAAAAGUUGUGAAGGACAGCAGGACUCCAAAGGAACACAGCCACCAAGAAAAAGAUCUCUGUCUCAGUCAGAAAAUGGGGAGAGAAAAGCUCAGACUUUUAAGAAGUCUUUUGUGGACUUACUUGGAGAUACUUCUUUUCUUAGUGACCUCUUCCGAAAUGAUGGAAACAGGCCUACUGAAUCACCAAGGAGAUUCCCUUCAGGGCAGGUACAAAAAUCAAAGGAGAGACCAAAAGACUUCUGGGACAUGCUGACUGAGCAGAAUGAGGAGAGCCUCAGAAAGCUCACGGACAUAGCAGUCAUAGAGAAGCUGUGUGAAAGACCACCUUAUCCCCCAGUGACAGAAGAGAGAGAGGUGUGUGAAAGUUCUCUUUGGAAAAAAAAUGAAAAUUUUCUAUGGAAAAAAUACAGUCCAGAUGAUUCAGAUGAACCAUCCACUGCUACAUCUUAUAAUGUAGUAAAAUGAAAGUUUUCUGUGUGAGUUGCACUAUAAUUAUCUUAGUUAAACAUUAAAAUAUGCACAACUUCAGCAGUAUGCAGCAAAAUGUGAUACUUCCAUGAAAUUAAAGGCAAAGUAAUGAAUUCAUAUUUAUGAUGAUACAGAUUUUAUAUUUUAUGUAAUACAUAGUAUAUAUGUGCAUAUAUAGUACAUAUGUACUAUAUAUUAUUGUAAGCUAUAAUAUCUUAAUUUUAAAUUAAACUUUUUAAA
Grus americana (Whooping crane) is the source of this 5341-nucleotide messenger RNA. It is a transcript of the gene ERCC6L2, whose product is annotated as ERCC excision repair 6 like 2. Bases 437 to 5098 code for a protein of 1553 amino acids. NCBI's taxonomy places the organism in Eukaryota, Metazoa, Chordata, Aves, Gruiformes, Gruidae. The record is from RefSeq and is a predicted model, not a curated record. The transcript is spliced from 19 exons. Gene Ontology annotation, molecular function: ATP binding; ATP-dependent chromatin remodeler activity.